AUGGAGGCAGGCGAUACUAGCACAAGGAAGAGGAAGUCCGCCGUGCUUGAGGGCUGUCGUCCGGCGCCAGCGACGGCAGCGGCCGAUCCUGGUCCUGGAUCGGGCGGAGCAGAUGAAGAUCUCAUCAACAGACUCCCCGACGAGAUCCUCAGAGAGAUAAUCUCCCUCCUCCCCACCAAGCAAGGCGCUCGCACCCAGGCCGUCGCCUCCCGGUGGCGCGGCCUCUGGCGCUCUUCGCCUCUCAACCUCGACUUCGAUCACAUCACCGCCCACGCCCACUGGUAUAACCUCUCUCACGAUGUAUUAGGCAUCAUUAAAUCCCACCAAGGCGGCGGCCGUCGCCUCCGCACCCCCUACAUGUACACCGAAGACGUCAAACAUGCCAUCGAAGCUUGUCUCCUGUCCCCCGCUCUCAAUAACCUCCGGGAGCUCGAGCUCAGCAGCUGGGAGGGGCAGCCGAUACCGGCUUCGGUUUUCCGCUUCUCGCCCACCCUCUGCUUUGCCCACAUCGGGCACUGCAGCCUCCCGGACGCCACCGUACAGGGAAUUCAGUUUCCCCUUCUUAAGCAGCUCAGGCUUGUUCAUAGCAGCAUCUCGGAGGGCUCACUCCAUCGCAUGAUUGCCGACUGCCCCUCUCUCGAGUGCUUGCUAAUCUAUUCCUGCACCGGAUCCCGUUCCCUCCGGAUCAACUCACCUGUCCUUACAAGCGUUGGAGUCAAAAAUUAUUCCGCAGAUGCACCCAUGUUAGAGGAACUCAUCAUUGAGAGUGCUCCUCGUCUUGAAUCGUUGCUCCAUCUUGAUGAGCACCAGGGUUUGCGUGUCUCCGUACUCUCCGCUCCUAACUUGGAGACCAUAGGCUGCACCAACGCUACCAGGCUUGUGUUUGGUUCUACUGAAAUUCAGGGACUGCAUGUUGUUAGGCUUGGAACAGGGCUGUGCACAAUCAAGUGUUUGGCUCUCGGAAUGUGUACCCUAAGUUUGGACAUGGUUAUUGAAUUGUUGAGGUGCUUUCCGUGCUUGGAGAAGCUGUACAUUCAGGCUAGAAAGUUUUAG
Messenger RNA from Lolium perenne, 1053 nucleotides. Its product is annotated as F-box/LRR-repeat protein 25-like. The record is from RefSeq and is a predicted model, not a curated record. Gene Ontology annotation, molecular function: protein binding. NCBI's taxonomy places the organism in Eukaryota, Viridiplantae, Streptophyta, Magnoliopsida, Poales, Poaceae.